Mauremys reevesii (Reeves's turtle) is the source of this 625-nucleotide messenger RNA. Its product is annotated as maestro heat-like repeat-containing protein family member 2B. Gene Ontology annotation, cellular component: cytoplasm. The record is from RefSeq and is a predicted model, not a curated record. The transcript has 5 exons. Bases 179 to 625 code for a protein of 148 amino acids. NCBI's taxonomy places the organism in Eukaryota, Metazoa, Chordata, Testudines, Geoemydidae.
AAGCGUCACCUCAGAGACUGAAACUGACAGGCAUUUGGCAGCUGCUGAACCUCUCUCAGCAACAUGUGCCAUCUUUGAGGUGGUGUCAUCACUGCAGUCAAGCGAAGCUGUGCAGGAGCUGCUCCCAGAGCUGUUUCCUGUUCUCCUGCAGCAGGUCAGCCGAACCUUAGGACAAAAGAUGCCUUUGCCAGUGAUAAGAAGCCGGAGCCUAUUCCGAAAAGACCAACAACAUACUGAGGGCAACCCUUGCUGGUUUUCUGUCCAAGCAUUAGAAUCUGUGCUUUUCAAAGUUGGGAAUGAGAAACUGGUGAGAGUGCUUGGGAAGCAGAAAGCAUGGAUUCUGCUUGAAAACCCCCAGACUCACCAUGAGGGAGUGUGUCUGCUGGUGAGUGUUCUGCUAAGAUCUGGACUAGUAACACCUGAGAUCAUACAGAGCCUCCUCCCCUGGGUGAAUUCCCCAAUGGAAAACUUCCGAGUCACCAGCACAGCUUUCCUUGCCCAGCUAAUGAGUGAUCCCAUGCUCAGGAGAAGAAGUUGCUUAAGAUUGUCUUACAUCUUGGAAGAAAGGUCACAGGAUAGAAACAGCAUUGUCCGUCAGAUGGUUGUAAGAGCCUGGGAAAUAUAG